GACAAACCAACAGCUCACCACACAGACACUCAACAUCCAUGGAGUCACUUCUGUGACCAGAGAAGCGAAGCGAACUCAUCCAGUUGACUCUCUGAAGCUUCUCUAGGGUCGACCGUCUCAUACAUCUGAGCUCUUUCAAGACAACGUCCGGUCCCAGCAGCUUCUUCCAUGGCGUCCACGGGUCUCCAGCUGGUGGGCUUGGUGCUGGCGGUGCUCGGCUGGGUGUUUGGGGCGCUGGUGUGUGCAGCUCCUCUUUGGCGAGUGUCUGCGUUUGUGGGUGGUGAGCUGGUGAUCGCUCAGGUUCUCUGGGAGGGACUUUGGAUGAAUUGCUUGUCUCAGACCACCGGCCAUAUCCAGUGUAAGAGCUACGACUCCACCUUGGCUCUGUCCACCUACGCCCAGGCAGCGCGCUGUCUCACUGUCCUCUCCCUGCUGCUCUGUCUCCUGGCUCUCCUCUUCGGUGUGCUGGGUGCCAAAUGCACUCACUGCAUGGCGACCGCCAAGCAGGCCACCAAGGCUCAGCUGGCCAGAAUAUCGGCAGUGCUGUAUAUGGUGGCUGGGUUUGCCUACCUGAUACCCAUCAGCUGGACCGCCUACGCCAUCGUCCGGGACUUCUACGAUCCGAACGUGGCCGCGCCCCUCAAGAGGGAGUUGGGCCCUGCGUUGUAUCUAGGCUGGGGGGCCAGCGUGCUUCUCCUCCUGGGCGGCGCGCUUCUCUAUAUCGGCUCCACUCCAGCAGGAGGCAGCGUUCUGCCUGGCUUUACCAGAGCGGUGAGAGACAAUCCAACCUCAGCAGCAGCAGCAGCAGCGGAAGUGAAGGCACCAGAAAAGUCAUUUGUGUAGUCCUUCUUUAGUAUUGGUUCUUCACUGAUGAGAUCUUUGUUCAGUUAUCCUAAAAUAUGGAGGGAUUCAGAUGUGUCUUUGUGUUGUGAGUCACUGAUGUUUUAAAACUAUUGUCAAUAAAAG
This is a messenger RNA of Synchiropus splendidus (mandarinfish), 966 nucleotides long. RefSeq names its product claudin-4-like. Lineage: Eukaryota; Metazoa; Chordata; Actinopteri; Syngnathiformes; Callionymidae. Bases 169 to 843 code for a protein of 224 amino acids. Gene Ontology annotation, biological process: bicellular tight junction assembly; cell adhesion. Gene Ontology annotation, molecular function: structural molecule activity. The transcript is spliced from 2 exons. The record is from RefSeq and is a predicted model, not a curated record. Gene Ontology annotation, cellular component: bicellular tight junction; plasma membrane.